Syngnathoides biaculeatus (alligator pipefish) is the source of this 5716-nucleotide messenger RNA. It is a transcript of the gene st14, whose product is annotated as ST14 transmembrane serine protease matriptase. Lineage: Eukaryota; Metazoa; Chordata; Actinopteri; Syngnathiformes; Syngnathidae. Gene Ontology annotation, biological process: acrosome reaction; proteolysis; complement activation. Gene Ontology annotation, cellular component: extracellular region. The transcript is spliced from 23 exons. Bases 2529 to 5180 code for a protein of 883 amino acids. Gene Ontology annotation, molecular function: serine-type endopeptidase activity; protein binding. The record is from RefSeq and is a predicted model, not a curated record.
UUGGUGUUGGUUUUUGUGUGGUGUGCUUUGUGGGUCAUCUCGGGCAGCGAGCACAUAUUGUACAUGUCGGCAUACAGUAUGCAGUUGGGCCCUUCCUUCGAAAGGCAUCCCGCUUCUUUCAGAUCGAUACCAGUCCGAGUUUUCCCUCUUGAGUACUCACUGAUGCCGAGUAGCAAUAAUAUUUGUGAACAAAGAAUUUUCUUAUUUUCCUCUUGACGCAGUAUGUCAAAUCCCUGCAGUGUAGAGCAAUCAACUGGCGAGGGGGACUUACUGAACGUCCAGAGCUACCCGGUACCUUGAAAUAAGGCAGGUUUCGACUCUAAUACUAUUCCGUCCAUCCAUCCAUCCAUCCAUCCAUCCAUCCAUCCAUCCAUCCAUCCAUCCAUCCAUUAUCACUAGCACUUUUCCGGGUCGGAUCGUGGGGGAAGUAGCUUUAGCAGGGAUGCCCAGACUGCCCUUUCCCCAGCCACUUCUUCCAGCUCUUCCGGAGGGAUCCCGAGGCGUUCCCAAGCCAGCCGAGAGACAUAGUCUCUACAGUGUGUCCUGGGUCAUUCUCGGGGUCUCUUUCUGGUGGGACAUGCCCGGAACACCUCACCAGGGAGGCAUCCGGGACGCAUUCGAAUCAGAUGCCCCAGCCACCCCAGCUCCUCGACACUGAGCCCCUCCCUGAUGACCGAGCUUCUCACCCGUUCUCCAAGGAAGAGCCUGGACACCCCGCAGAGGAAACUCAUUUCGGCCGCUUGUAUCUGGGAUCUUGUUCUUUCGGUCACAACCCACGGCUCGUACCCAUAGGUGAGGGUAGGAACCUAGAUCGACUGGUAAAUUGAGAGCUUCGCCUUUUGACUUAGCCCCCUCUUACGAAGUCUGCAUCACUACAGACGCUGCACCGAUCUGUCUGUCGAUCUCCCGGUCCAUUCUUCCCUCACUCGUGAACAAGACCCCAACAUACUUGAACUCCUCCACUUGCGGCAGGACCUCAUCCCCGACCUGGAGAUGGCACGCCACCCUUUUCCGACUGAGGACCACAGUCUCGGAUUUAGAGGUGCUGAUCCUCAUCCCAGCCGCUUCCCACUCGGCUGCGAAUCGCUCCAGUGAGAGCUGAAGCUCACUUCUUGAUGAAGCUAUUCUGUAUUUUCUCAAACGUUCAAGUCCCUUUCUGCCAAAUCAAAUUUGUUUUCCUCCUUCUCCAUGAAUCAGAAAAUAUCCCGUGAAGCGCAUGACCCAACACAUGACAGCAUUCAGCAAUCCGUUUACCCGACGCCAGCUGCCUCCAAAAACACUUUGUGCUCCACCCAAUCCCUCUCGCCUACCCGCGCGACGCAAUACGUCUUCCUGAACAAACACACUGUUAUCAUUACCAGUCCUAAUUUUUGCUGCAUUUUUAUCAUAGCUCAAUGUUUAUGUUGUCAUGGAUGAGUCUGCUGGACAAGGAUUCUAGUGGUACCGCUGUACCUGCACCCUGAUUUGAUUAAAGCUGAGGUGCUACUGAGUUUCUUACUGAUUGGCGUUGCCGUUUUCAGCCCAUUUUCAAGGGGUCCUAAGUAAUUUCUUCAACAUCUAAUAUUAUCUUUGAAUGUCAGUCACUGGACCGCGCCCUUAAGUAAUUCCUUAAACAUGAAUUCAAGCACCCUUGAACCUCUAAUUUGAGAAUCUGCCGAUAUCUCUGAUUGCCCUUUAAGGGCACAAGUCGUUCAGCUCAUGUGUAGUUAUGAGUUGUUGUGUUUCGAGCAAAUGAGAGUGAAAAAUGUUGCUUUCUAAAUAACGCCGCUCUGCUGCCAAUAAAAAAAGCGCUUUUGGAUCCCGGCCCUAGCCGCUGUUUUCAUUUUGGCAGCAUGCUUACAUAACGCCGGCUCUCUUGGAAGUUGCUGCUCAUCAAAAUCGGGUUCCAGAGGCCCGGAAAGCCAAAUUAGAACGUGAAAUAAGUGCACGUUGGACUUUUAUUGACUAUGUUGUACGGCUCGAGGGCUCAGCUGCUUAAGGAAUGCAUUUGCUGAGGUUGCCGUCCUGCGAGGCUGCUGAGCGGACGUCUCGGCAAGUAUCUCUGUCUUUGACGCGGGGGAAGGUCAGCGCCACGGAGAGAAAGUACUUCCGGAUAUUUGAGAAGAUAACCCAGGGCUCUUUCCCCCCCACUCCUGUGGGGAGGGGGGUGCUCUCUCGUUUUGCUUGCUCUCCGCUCGUGCACUUGCAGAAAAUCGAUGCGGAGAGACUGCAACUGUAUUGCCGCACUCCCGCCCUCCGAUCGAUAGGAGUCCAUCAGGAGCACGAGGCUCCCGACCUCCGUGACGGCGGGGCUGCGCGCCGGCCUGAUCUGGUCUCUGAUUAGAUGUCCCUCUCGUGAUGAACCUUGUGUUAGCUUGUCUCAAAGCGGUGCGCCAUCAAUGUAGAAAGGCCCCCCCCUGCUGGUUUGUGACCCAGUUUGCUGUUCAAUCACACGCAUCUCCGCAUGCCGUGGUUCGGGACUUCUGCCACGGAGGUGAUUGAUGCCUUCUUUGUCGUCAGUUUCUGUCUCCAGUUAGCGAUGCGGGUGAAUGUGGCAAGCAUGCCACAUCCAACAUGGCGGACGCGUUCACUCAACCUGCACCGUAUCUACAUGCACAUGUCUAUGGCGGUGUGGAGCUGCAGGGGGAGCCAGAGGAUCAAGUGGCUUCGUAUCUUCGUUGAGGAUGUACGCCGCUAGAUACGACGGCCACAAUGACCACCACGAGCGGAUCGACUUCCUAACCAGCAAGGAGAAAGCCUCGUCCAAGCGGCGCGUCGGCGCCGUGGUCGGCGUUGUGGUGGCGGCCCUCGUCGUCGCCGCUGUGGUUGCUUUCCUCAUCUGGCUUUUUGUCUUUAAGGAUGCCGACGAAGCCACGCUCAGUAAGCAGCAGAAACCCGCCGUGCUGGUCUUCAGCGGCCACAUGCUGUUGCCCGACGUCCCGUACGAAGACAAGUUGGAGGACACCAGCGGCCCCGAAUUUGAAGCACUGGCCGAGAAACUGGAGGGAGUUUUGGAAGAAAACUUGAAGAAGGAUCCAUUACUUGCUGCGUACUACACAAAGUCUGUUGUCACAGCUUUCAGCGAGGGUGUGAUCGCGUACUAUUGGUCCCAGUUUGAUGUGCCGGUGGAGGACCUCGAGGUCGUACCUGAAAUCUCUGAGGAGCUAGUGUCCGAGACCUUGGAGAAAGGGAUAAAGGAGCAGCAGAACUCCAGGAGCGCCGGUCAAAUCAAGAUCAGCGAAAUCACAGCCACGUUCACCGACCCCCGCAUGGCCAGGAACCCCCGAGCCAAUGAAUGCUUCUUCCGUCUGGAGGCCGAGGAAACCGAGUCCGAGUUUUCGUCUCCGGGGUACCCCGUCGGCUACCCCUCGAAGUCCCGCUGCCAGUGGCAAAUCCGAGCGCCGGCCUCAAGGGUCAUCUCCGUCACGUUUCCCUUCUUCCACGUGGAGGACGACUGCUUCGAUGACUUUGUCUCCAUUUACGAUUCGUUGAGUCCUGACGAUUCUCAGAUGAUCACCGAGAAGUGCGGUCACAGGCCCCCCUCCAACCCCCUGGAGGUGGUCUCGUCCGGUAACAUCAUGCUCGUCAGCCUGAUAACCGACACCGAGACCCAGCGGCCCGGCUUUCAGGCCUUGUACAAAGGCAUCCCCAAAUCCAAAGCGAAGACCUGCGGCGGCGUCCUCACCGCGAGUUCAGGAGUCUUCACCUCCCCUCUCUACCCGAGUUUCUAUCCUCCUGCUGUGGACUGCAAGUGGACCAUUGAGGUCCCCGCCGGGAAUAAAGUGCGUGUGAAGUUCACCUUGUUCCGCAUGAAAGAGCCUGGGGUGGACACUCGUGUGUGUCACAAAGAUUACGUGGAGGUUUUGGGCAAAAAGUAUUGCGGCGAGCUGUCCUCUUUGGCUCUGACCAGCACCGCUAAUACCAUGGACGUGACCUUCCACUCCGACGAGUCGUACACCGACAAAGGCUUCAGCGCCGAAUACAUUGCCUACGAUCCCGGAAACCCUUGCCCCGACAUGUUUGCCUGCGCAUCCGGCAUUUGCAUCGCCAGAAAACUCAAGUGUGACGGCUGGAACGACUGCGGCGACAUGAGCGACGAGAUGAAGUGCAUGUGUGACGAGGACCAGUUUAACUGCGGCAACGGUUUGUGCAAACCCAAACUGUGGGUUUGCGAUCGCGUUAAUGACUGCGGGGAUGGCAGCGACGAGAGGAGUUGCAGUUGCGAGGAGAACGAGUGGCGCUGCGGGGACGGCAUGUGCGUGCCUCAGGACGUGGUGUGCGAUUCCAAAAUGGACUGCUACGACGGCAGUGACGAGGCCUCGUGUGAAACCUCCCCGGGUAUCUGCUCCGCCUUCAGCUUCAAGUGCAAGAGCGGCGACUGCGUCAACAAAGUCAACGCCGAAUGCGACCGCAUCGGCGACUGCGCCGAUAACUCGGACGAGGCCAGCUGCAAGUGCGGCACGCGGCCGUACAAACUGAACCGGAUCGUGGGGGGCCAAAACGCCGAGCUGGGAGAAUGGCCCUGGCAGGUCAGCCUGCACUUCAUGACCUCCGGGCACGUUUGCGGGGCCUCCAUCAUCUCCCCGAACUGGCUCCUGUCAGCUGCCCACUGCUUUGUCAGCCACGACCCGGCGUAUCACGUCACGUCCAACUGGCAAACGUACAGCGGCAUGCAGGACCAGUACAAGCAGGACGGCGUCCAGCGGCGGUCCGUGAAGACCAUCGUCAGCCACCCGGACUACAACCAGAUGACGUACGACUACGACGUCGCGCUGCUGGAGCUCAGCGAGCCCCUGGAGCUGACCGACACCGCCCAGCCCAUCUGCCUGCCCGCCCCCUCCCACGUCUUCCCCGCCGGGAUGUCCUGCUCGGUCACGGGUUGGGGCGUGCUCCGAGAAGGAGGUCAAAAGGCUCGGCUCCUCCAGAAGGCGUCGGUGAAAAUCAUCAACGACUCCGUGUGCAACGUGGUGACCGAGGGCCAGGUCACCUCGCGGAUGCUCUGCAGCGGAUUCCUGACCGGGGGAGUCGACGCGUGUCAGGGAGACUCCGGCGGCCCCCUGGUGUGUUUCGAGGAGAGCGGGAAGUGGUUCCAGGCUGGCAUCGUGAGCUGGGGGGAGGGCUGCGCUCGCCGCAACAAGCCCGGUGUCUACACUCGUGUCACCAAGCUGAGAGAAUGGAUCAGAAAGACCGCGGGAAUUUGAGCAGGUGGGGGAAAAAAAAUAUAAAUCUAUUCACUACGAGCCUGGAAGAACAUCGGGAUAAAGGACGUGGAGAUGGAACAUUCCCAUAUGUUUUUUUUUUUUUGUUUUUUUAACAGCAGACUGGGACACAUUAUUUGGACCCAGACCCUCACAUGAAUGACUCCAAGCACUUUAUUUUCGGUUUUAUUCCUCCUCCCGCUCCAACUAUAACACGCGCAUCCACUCGCAUUUUGAAAUUGUAAUCAACCUCGAUGUCUCAUGAUUGUUCUCGGGUAAAAAUAUCCUUCACAUAAAGCUGCAAAUCCAAAGAUGAAAGAUGGGCGUCAUCCGCAUUUUGCCAAUAUUUCCCUGCCGUGAGGCAUUGGAAGUUCUUUCUGACGGCUUUAAUCUCUUGAAGAUAAUUUUGGCAUUUUUAUCCACCAAAAUCUGAACCACAAUUGUUGUUUACAGCAUUCACAUCACUGUAGAUAGAUAUCUGAAAUCACGUGUUUGUAUGAAUUUGAAGAACCAUUUUAAAUAAAGCAACGUUCUUCCAG